Messenger RNA from Neurospora tetraspora, 671 nucleotides. RefSeq lists its product as uncharacterized. The transcript has a single exon. The record is from RefSeq and is a predicted model, not a curated record. The coding region runs from base 95 to 529 and encodes 144 amino acids. NCBI's taxonomy places the organism in Eukaryota, Fungi, Ascomycota, Sordariomycetes, Sordariales, Sordariaceae.
CCUACGGGCUCUUAGCCGCAGCGUGGAACUGCAGUUCGGCGGCAUAACAGCUCCUACUGUCAAGGAACUCCAUACUAUCGCCCAGAGUGACGAGAUGGUUGAUAGGGAGAAGCAUAUAACUAUGGGUAAUGGCGUUAGGCCAUUGGACAAAGAUUACAGCGUCGACCAGCUGGCGAGCAUACUACAACUAUGGUGCGGCGUCCAUGAGCAAGACCUAGUGUUUGGUUGCCUGAUGAGGAGCGGAACAAUCAACCUCUACGACAACGACAAUACUACGGCCGCUACGGGUAUUGUGUGGAUCUAUAGUUCGAAUGAUGGGCAGGCAACGGCGGACGACUACACCGACCACUACGAAGCUCUCCGCAGACCGACCGUCUCAGGCUCGCAAGAUAGCAAAACGUCUUCGUCCUCAUCAAAGAAGAGAUGUGAGUUCAUGAUAUGCGUCUCCGCGGGCAAACAAAUUGCUAACAUGCUCGCCAAUAGCCGCAGACUUCUCCCUAUCCGCCUCCGUUGCCGAGAGCUCCGCUAAGAAGCAGCGCAUUGAAGAUGAUCCAGGCUACGAUUCCAGCAGUAGCGGCAGCAGCGAUGAGGGCGUCGGCUUCGAUGACGAAUACUUUGAUUUGAUCGAUCCGGGGCUCCUUGACGACGACGACGAGUGGCUGUCUGAGGAC